AUGCCCAUGCCCUUCGUCACUGAGACCGUUGGUGGGGGAUGGCACACCUACGAUAUCUUCUCGCGCCUCCUCAAAGAACGCAUCAUCUGUCUAAACGGCGAAGUCGACGAAACAAUUUCUGCAAGCAUAGUCGCUCAGUUACUAUUCCUCGAAGCCGAUGCACCGCAAAAGCCCAUCUCCUUAUACAUCAACUCGCCGGGAGGUAUUGUGACGGCUGGACUGGCUAUCUACGAUACUAUGAUGUAUAUCCGCAGUCCCGUUAGCACCAUCUGUAUGGGUCAGGCUGCUAGUAUGGGAAGUUUGCUGCUGUGUGGUGGCGCAGAGGGCCAGAGAUAUACUCUACCGCAUAGCAGGAUUAUGAUUCACCAAGUCAGUGGUGGAUACCAGGGUCAAGCUUCCGAUAUCGCCAUUCACGCAAAAGAGAUUCUGCGUGUGCGUGAGCAACUGAAUGAGAUCUACCUCAGGCACUUGACGAAGAAGCAUACCAUGGAGGAGAUUCAAAAGUACAUGGAGAGAGAUUACUUCAUGGGUGCCAAGGAAGCCCUCGAGUUUGGUAUUGUGGAUAAGAUCUUAGAGAGGAGAGAGCAGGCUGGCGAGGCACGAUAA
Aureobasidium melanogenum CBS 110374 is the source of this 606-nucleotide messenger RNA. RefSeq lists its product as uncharacterized. The transcript has a single exon. Lineage: Eukaryota; Fungi; Ascomycota; Dothideomycetes; Dothideales; Saccotheciaceae. The record is from RefSeq and is a predicted model, not a curated record. Gene Ontology annotation, cellular component: endopeptidase Clp complex. Gene Ontology annotation, biological process: protein quality control for misfolded or incompletely synthesized proteins. Bases 1 to 606 code for a protein of 201 amino acids. Gene Ontology annotation, molecular function: ATP-dependent peptidase activity; ATPase binding; serine-type endopeptidase activity.